Molecule: messenger RNA, 6246 nt
Organism: Ahaetulla prasina
Lineage: Eukaryota; Metazoa; Chordata; Lepidosauria; Squamata; Colubridae
Gene: CUL4B
Product: cullin 4B
Exons: 21
Coding region: 88-2874 (928 amino acids)
Biological process (GO): protein ubiquitination; DNA damage response; ubiquitin-dependent protein catabolic process
Cellular component (GO): Cul4B-RING E3 ubiquitin ligase complex
Molecular function (GO): ubiquitin protein ligase binding
Source: RefSeq, a predicted model, not a curated record
CGAGAACGCGGACGCCCCGCCUCCCCGCGGCGUUCAAGAGGCAACCCGGUCGGGCGCCCCUCCCUCGCGAGCGCGGCUCGGCGCGCCAUGGCCGGCCGCUCGAGGGACCCGCCGCUUCAGCAGCCGCCCGGCGACACAAUCACUUCCGGUUUCUCUUCCCCCAACCCCCCAGCAGCAGCAGCAACAGCGGCGGCUCAGGAGGUCAGACCUGCCACGGAUGGUGGUAGCAGCAGCAGCUCUUCCUCCUCCUCCUCUUCCUCCUCCUCCACCUCCAAGAAGAGAAAGCUGAACAGCAAUAGCAACAGCGGCGAGAGAGAAGACGUCGUCGACUCCAUCUCCUCCUCCUGUGCCUCCCUCCUGUCGCGCAACAGCGGCUCCUCCUUGCCCGCUCUCAUUAUCACCGCCUCCACGGCCUCCUGUUCUUCCUCCUCCUCCUCUUCCUCAGGGCUCGCUUCUUCUUCCAACCACCACCUGCAGAAGAAGCUCCGUUUCGAGGACUCCUUGGAUUUUAUCGGACUGGAUGUGAAGAUGGCCGAGGAGUCGUCCUCUUCGUCGUCGUCCUCGUCGCCGGCUGCGUCUUCGCAGCAGCACCAGCAGCUCAAAAACAAAAGCCUCUUAAUCUCCUCAGUGGCGGUGGGACACCACGCCAACGGCCUGACCAAAGCUGCCUCCUCCACUGUCUCCAGUUUUGCAAACAGUAAACCUGGGUCAGCCAAGAAGUUAGUGAUCAAGAACUUUAAAGAUAAACCUAAACUGCCUGAAAAUUAUACGGAUGAAACCUGGCAAAAACUGAAAGAAGCUGUAGAAGCGAUUCAGAACAGUACUUCAAUUAAAUACAACUUAGAAGAGCUUUACCAGGCUGUUGAAAAUCUUUGCUCCUACAAAAUUUCUGCAAAUUUGUACAAGCAGUUAAGGCAGAUUUGUGAAGACCAUAUCAAAGCACAGAUCCAUCAGUUCAGAGAGGAUUCGUUGGACAGUGUUCUUUUUCUUAAGAAAAUAGACAAAUGCUGGCAAGACCAUUGCAGACAGAUGAUAAUGAUUAGAAGUAUCUUCUUGUUCCUGGAUCGAACUUACGUUCUCCAAAAUUCAAUGCUGCCAUCAAUUUGGGAUAUGGGGCUGGAAUUGUUUAGGACUCAUAUAAUUAGCGAUCAGAAAGUCCAGAACAAAACCAUCGAUGGCAUCCUUCUCUUGAUCGAGAGGGAAAGAAACGGAGAGGCUAUUGACCGGAGUCUGCUCCGCAGCCUCCUAAGCAUGCUUUCCGAUUUGCAAAUUUAUCAGGAUUCUUUCGAGCACAGAUUCUUAGAAGAAACUAACCGUCUCUAUGCUGCAGAAGGGCAGCGGCUCAUGCAAGAAAGAGAGGUCCCAGAAUAUCUUCACCAUGUCAAUAAACGCUUGGAAGAAGAGGCAGACAGGAUUAUAACGUACUUGGAUCAAAGCACUCAGAAACCACUAAUCGCCACUGUAGAAAAACAGUUGCUAGGUGAACAUUUAACAUCCAUCCUACAGAAAGGUUUAAAUCAUCUCCUGGAUGAAAAUCGAAUUCAAGAUUUGUCACUACUCUAUCAAUUGUUUAGUCGGGUCAAAAAUGGAGUGCAGGCUCUUUUGCAACAGUGGAUUGAAUACAUAAAGGCAUUUGGUAGCACCAUUGUCAUUAACCCCGAAAAGGACAAAACCAUGGUCCAGGAGCUGUUAGAUUUCAAGGAUAAAGUGGAUCACAUCAUCGACAUCUGUUUCUUGAAAAACGAGAAGUUUGUCAACGCCAUGAAAGAAGCCUUUGAAACGUUCAUCAACAAAAGACCCAAUAAACCAGCUGAACUCAUAGCUAAAUACGUGGAUUCAAAACUUCGUGCGGGCAACAAAGAAGCGACCGAUGAGGAGCUUGAAAAAAUGCUGGAUAAAAUCAUGAUCAUAUUUAGAUUCAUCUACGGAAAAGAUGUUUUUGAGGCCUUUUACAAAAAAGAUCUCGCCAAGCGACUCUUGGUAGGCAAAAGUGCAUCUGUAGAUGCUGAAAAAUCCAUGCUGUCAAAACUCAAACACGAAUGUGGUGCUGCUUUCACCAGCAAACUUGAAGGAAUGUUUAAAGACAUGGAGCUCUCUAAAGAUAUUAUGAUACAGUUUAAGCAAUAUAUGCAAAAUCAGAAUGUACCUGGUAACAUUGAACUCACCGUGAAUAUCUUGACUAUGGGCUACUGGCCUACAUACGUGCCUAUGGAGGUCCAUCUACCAUCAGAGAUGGUGAAGCUGCAGGAAAUAUUUAAGACUUUUUAUCUGGGAAAACACAGUGGCAGGAAACUGCAGUGGCAAUCAACAUUGGGACACUGUGUACUGAAAGCUGAAUUUAAAGAGGGCAAGAAAGAGCUCCAGGUGUCUUUGUUCCAAACUUUAGUGCUACUUAUGUUUAACGAAGGCGAAGAAUUCAGUUUAGAAGAAAUAAAACAAGCCACCGGAAUAGAGGAUGGAGAGCUAAGGAGAACCCUCCAGUCAUUAGCCUGCGGCAAGGCCCGAGUGCUGGCCAAAAGUCCCAAAGGUAAAGACGUAGAAGAUGGAGACAAAUUCACUUGCAAUGACGACUUCAGGCAUAAACUCUUCCGGAUAAAAAUCAACCAGAUCCAGAUGAAAGAAACGGUAGAAGAACAAGCGAGCACUACAGAGAGAGUCUUUCAGGAUCGUCAGUACCAAAUUGACGCAGCAAUUGUGAGAAUCAUGAAAAUGCGCAAGACACUUACCCACAAUCUGCUUGUCUCUGAAGUAUACAACCAGCUGAAAUUCCCAGUAAAGCCUGCUGACCUUAAGAAGAGAAUAGAAUCGUUAAUUGACAGAGACUACAUGGAAAGAGACAAGGAGAAUCCCAAUCAGUACAACUAUAUUGCAUAGACACACCGUGGGCCUUUUUUCCUUUUUCUUUUUUUUUUUUCUUUUCUGCACACUGAUGUUCUUGGUUACUGAUGGAUAAACGAGCCUGUUGAUCCCAUUAAAUUAACCUUUUUUCUACUACCAGUGACUGAAUGAAAGCAACCUCUAAUGGGAUUGCGGGCAAGGGGGGGGGGCGGGAAGAAAUAUAGUCGAGUGGUCGUUUUUUUUUCAGUGGCUUUACAUGCCCGUUUAAAAGAGUAGUAUUUACAUUUUUACGAAGAAUGCUGUUGAACUCUUUGCAUGAUAUUUGGUAUGAACUGCAAAGGAAGAUUGCAAGGAAGUAGCCGGUCUCUGUAAUUCCACCCUUUCCUUCAGGGCUAAAGGGACAAGCCUCUUUUUAGCAACAUUGCUCUCAUCCCAUUUUGGGAAAAAAGGAAAAAAAAACAUAAAACGUGUGGCAUUUUUAUUAAGAAAACAAAAACCCCAAGUUACAACCUUUUUUUUAUAUAUAUUAAAAAAAAAAAGAUGCUUAAACUGCAUGCAAAUUUCCUAACCGCUAUAGUGAAAUUAUUGGGUUUGUUUAUUGGAUAACAAAGCCUGUGUGGAUUGGCAGUCUUCAGAAUGGAAAAGCCGCUCUCGUUUUCCUAAACGUAACAAAAUUCCUCUGUAGGUGUUUAGAAAGAAAAGCACGCCACUGGAUUUUUUUACCCAAGGUUGAGGAAAAAAAGGACCUGGCCUAAAAUGCUUGGAUUUGUGGUGCAAAUAUUACUGUGAAAAAGCUUAAAGGAAUUAGGCUGCUGCUUACUUCCUUCGUCCUCAAGUGUAAGUACUUUUUUUUAAAAAAAAUAAAACAAUUCAUGAUAAUAGUUAAUUCUGAAGAGGGGGGAAAAUUUUAGAGGCUUUCAGAAACUCUUAAUUAAUGAACAACGUCAGGUUGUAAUGUGAUAGCUGCACUGGAUGUUUAUUUUUUGUUCCCCUCCCCACCCCAUGGCAAACUUAAGAGGUUUUAUACUUCUUCUGAAUUGCACGUGUUUUAUUAUUAGACCAAGAAUUGAACAGGUAUUUAUUUAUCAAACAGCGCCUUCCAUCCCCAUCCAGCCGCAGCCAAGUGGAGAGUUGUAGCUUCAAUCAGUGUUUCUCAAACUCGUCAGCUUUAAGAUGUAUAGACUUUGCCAGCUGGGGAGUUCUAGAAGUCGAAGUCCACACAUCUUAAAAGUUGGCCACUUUAAAAAAAAGAAACAUAAAACACUAGUCUAAAUAAUACCUCUGCUGUCUCUUCAAUGAGUCAUGCUGGAUUCGGAGGGGGGCGUGGUAUUUCUGGGCAGGCUGAAUUUACUGAACAAGGUUCCCAUCGUAAUGGUACCCUUUCUCCACCUGGCCCUCUUAGUAUGGGGGCUAUAGGUCCCAGACUUCCCCAGUCAGCUAGCAGGGAAAGUCUUUAAGAGCUGCUUACCAGCUCUUCCAGUGGUGUCUGUGGUGCUCUUCAGGUAGGUACAAUUCUAAGAGAACCUCAAGAUGCUAUUCAAAGAGCAUCCAAACCUACCUUCAUUGCUUUUAAUUUAUAUACAUUAAAUAACGUGAGUUGGUUUUUCCAUUGGAAGUUCCUGCACUGUUUCCCUGAGUGCAUGCAUCCCAUCCAAAAUCCUGUUUUUAAUCAGACGCUUCAAAAACCAGUAUCCAUGUUCAGGAUUCAUCUCUCUGAAAUGCUGAAUCCAGCGCUAAUCAUAACUUGGUCCUUCAGAGCCUGAACUGGCAGGGUUUUUCUUCCAUAACUUGUCCAGCCCAGAAAAUCUCUGGGUUGCAAAUUGAUUCAGACGUUAAGCCACCUUCUCCCUUCCUGGCACAGACCUCCAGUGGAAAUAUUUAGCCAUCCAUGGCCUCUCUUAACCCGGUCAUCUUGAAAAUGAAUAUUUCCUGCCUAAGAGCAACAUUUAAGUACGAGCGUCUGUCUACCUUUCAUGUAAAGCUAGUUUAGCAAGCCAUCUUGCUGGUGCAUCUGUCUGGGAACUCAGGGAGACAAGCAUUCCUCACAGAAAUUGGGUUUUUAAAAAAAACAAAAAACCUUUUCUCCACUCAUCGAGUGAUGCUGGGUUGUUGUUUUUUCUCCCUUAAAGAGACUCUGUGAAAAAGGAGAAAUGUUCAUAGUAAGUCAGUACACCGAAUCCUUUUCCCUAAGUGAUGCUGAAUAAUAGCUAUUUUUUCAGCCAUAUCAGCCAGCAACUUUUCUUUCUGCUGGCAUCAUGUGCCUGCUUUAUGGAGCCAUAAAAAAUAUUUAUAAUAGAUAUGUAUAUAAAAAUUGACUUUUUUUCCCCCAACUGGGGGCUAAAGCAGAGACCCACAGCUUGUAUGGACAUAAAUUUUUAAAAUCUUUUUUUUUCCUGUUGCAUGCAGUUUAUAGCAGCCUUCUUUUGUAUGAAAUCGGAAUUUCUGUUGAUUUUAGUUCGAAGGUUUUUUAACAACAACAAAAACUUUAUAGCCAACAAAAUGAUUUAUUUUUUUUGCCGAUUUACAUUUAAGCGACCACAUGGUUUCAAAACUAAUGGCAAAGGUGUUGUACAAAAUUAUUUGUUCUAUAGUAUACACAAAGGUGCCAAAGUACGCAAUAGUUAAUUUAAAGAAAAUAGACAAUUGUUAACGUUACUUUAGCUGUGGUUUUAUUUACCUUUAUUCAUCAUUCAGAUGCUCAUUUUAUCUGUCUAAUGCGUGCCCCAUUUCUGUGUGUUUAAACGUGUGCUCCUGUCCGAUUUCUCCAAAACGCAAAACAUUUUUGUCUUUCUAGUUUUCUUCAAAAUAAAAUGUGGUUUUGUUGGGGGUUUUUUUUAGGGGUUUUUUUUUUUUUUUGUUUUUUUGGUUUUGUGCAUUGGAAAAAUACCACUUUUACUUUUAGUGACUUCAUAUAUAUAUUUAUAGAUAUAUAGAUAUAUUCAAAAGAACAUCUCCUCCACCUCCCUAAAUGUUUAAAACUCUAAAAGAGUCCAGCAGCAUUCAAAAAUGUAAUAUACUUUUUUGUAUAAACACAUUCUUUGGAAAGAAUUAUCUUUGCAACGGGUGGAGGGAGGGAACAGACAGCAGUGGGAGGGGAAAAAGAAAAUAAUCCUGUUUCUUUGAAGAAGCCACUUCAGUAGGCUAUUUAAGAUUGUGCUUGUUUAUUGCAUAGAAGUGUUCUAUUUACACAGGUCUGCAAAAGAGACAUGUCCGCAUUAAUUCCUUCAAUGCAAAUAAAAAUACCAAAACCCGAAACAAUUUUCAAAACGCUUCAUAAGUAAAAGUUGGAUGGGGUACAGAGAGUCUCUUUGGUAAAUAAUGUAAAUACAUGUCCUUUAAAAAGAGUGAGUCUGUUAUCUAGGUAUUUUGUGUCAUUUAAUAAAUAAUAAACAGUUUUGUGUUGCUAAA